Molecule: messenger RNA, 1703 nt
Organism: Penaeus indicus
Lineage: Eukaryota; Metazoa; Arthropoda; Malacostraca; Decapoda; Penaeidae
Product: methionine aminopeptidase 1-like
Exons: 9
Coding region: 15-1157 (380 amino acids)
Biological process (GO): proteolysis
Cellular component (GO): cytosol
Molecular function (GO): metalloaminopeptidase activity
Source: RefSeq, a predicted model, not a curated record
CCUCCGCCUCCUGUAUGAAAACAAAGAUGUCGGCCGCCGGAAUAGAGACGCAUGUUUGCCAGACUUCGGGGUGUUCCGAGGAGGCAAAGCUCCAGUGUCCAACGUGCAUCAAACUGGGAAUUGAUGGCUCCUUCUUUUGCUCACAGACAUGCUUCAAAAGUUCAUGGGAAGUACAUAAAUUACUUCACAAGAAGACAAGAUCAUCAGAUUCCAGCUCGACACAGUACAAUCCUUGGCCGUAUUACAUGUUCACAGGCAGUUUACGUCCAUAUCUAAAAAGUGCCAAAAGAGAAGUUCCAAGAACAAUAGGCAGACCAGAUUACGCGGAUGACCCGAAUGGCUUUCCACACUCAGAACAGAAAUUGCGAGGAUCCACCAGUAUAAAGUGCCUUUCUGAUGAGGAAAUUGAGGGAAUGAGAGUAGCAUGCAAGCUUGCACGUGAAGUGUUAGACGAGGGGGUAAAGGUUUCCGGGGUAGGAGUGACAACUGAUGAAAUUGAUCGGGUCAUACACGAAGCAGCUAUUGACAGAGAAUGUUACCCUUCUCCUCUCAACUAUCAUGGCUUUCCCAAGUCAUGUUGCACAUCCAUCAACGAGGUCAUCUGUCACGGAAUUCCCGAUAUGAGGCCAUUGCAAAAUGGAGAUAUCUGCAACAUUGAUGUGACUGUAUACCAUCGUGAUUUCCAUGGUGACUUGAAUGAAACUUUAUUUAUUGGUGAAGCAAACAAGACAGCUAAAACCCUUGUUAAAACUACUUGGGAGUGCCUUCAGAAGGCUAUUGAAAUUGUUGAGCCAGGGGUGAAGUACCGAGACAUUGGUGCUGUUAUUCAAAAGCAUGCCCACUCUCAUGGGUUUUCAGUUGUGCGUUCUUACUGUGGCCACGGCAUCCACCAGCUGUUCCACACAGCACCUUCUGUUCCGCAUUAUGCUAAAAACAAAGCUGUUGGAGUUAUGAAGCCAGGUCAUACUUUUACCAUUGAACCAAUGAUAUCAGAAGGCACUUGGAAAGAUGAGCAGUGGCCAGAUGACUGGACAGCAGUAACUGCAGAUGGGAAGCUUUCUGCCCAGUUCGAAGAGACUUUGCUGGUGACUGACAUUGGUGUUGAAGUUCUGACUCGACGAAGAGAAAAAAAUGGACAGCCCUAUUUCAUGGAUUGAAGUGUAUGAUGCUUAGGAGUGAAGCCAAGUUUAGCAUUAAGAACAUACUUUUAUCUUGGAUGAUUUGAUUUACAGAUUCGAGUAAGACCAGAAUCGGUUUAAUAAAAGGACUAAAUUUUGAAGAUAAAAGUUUAAUUUUAUAUUCCCUAUUUUCAUGAUAUCUUACUUUGUAAGAUACAGCCAGUACCGUCAACCACCAUGUAUGUGAUAUCCAAGUCCAUUAUAUCGUAGGAAAUAUUUAUAAUGAUUUUAAAAUCUGUACUAGACUGUUAAAUGACAGUUGAUUAUAAUAAUGUCGCAUAUUGUUAACAUCACAGGAUUUCUGUUAUCUCCAAUUUGUUCCAUAGACAUGUGUAGCUUCUUAUUUUCAUACAAAUAUUCUGGGUAUUUAUUUGUUUGAAAUAAAGAAUAGCCUAAUGUACUUUUUUCAACUACAUAACCAAUAUUGUAAAUUAAUCGGUUUUAUAAAAUGUCUCCUUGUAAUCUGUUGUUACUGUAUUUUGUGGAUAUUCUUUUAAGUCAUUAAUAAAACUAAGUGAGUUUUUU